AUGACAGCUGAAGGGAUGCUGACGACGGGCAGACCACCUCUUGUCCGAACACGAAGUCGAAGUUGUACAAGCAAACCACCACGGAUCGUUAAAACACGCUAUGAAAGUUCAUCCGAGAGCUCCGAGGACGAAGCGGUCUCCCAAUUGAGUCAACUGAGUCCUCUACGCUCAAUGCAAAUGCGAGUUGGUGAUCUGAUCCAGAAGAGUAUUAUCGAAGGACAACGUUUCGCGCUCAGUAGCGAUCUGUGGAGGUAUGCAACGACCACAGCACAUUGUGAUCUUCUUAUCACAUUUAAGUCUAAUCAGGAGGAGGAAAAUAUGCAACAAGUAGUCUCUUGGCUGGUCGAUAUUAUUAAAACAUACGAGCCACAUCUUCGAAUAGAGGUACGACAUCAUAAUCUGAAGGAUUGUUACGCACUGUACUUGACGGCUAACUAUAAAAGUUUAUUGAAAGGAGCUGAACUAUGCCAUAUUAAAAAACAAGUGAAAAGCCGUUUUGGUGGUGGAUUACGAGAAUUCUCGUUCGAAGAAGCGCAAUGUUUUUCCGGUAUCGAGGGAAGAAACACAUUUUUAACGGAUAUGGAACGAGCAUUUAUUGUGAAGCAGCUUGUCGAUAUGAUACGAGCACCAAGUGGAGGAUUAACGCUCCAGUUACCGACGAAAAAGGUGAGGAUACGAGAGGGAAUGGCCGUAGUUCCUCGCUUAAUUUCGGCAAAUCUCAUCGAGAACAUGCUCCCUUUGCACAGUUCGGAAUUCCUCAAACAUUUACAACACAAAUGGGUACUGUCGAUUGAUGAACAACCACUCGAUGAGAUCCGUGAUUAUUUCGGUACGGAAAUUGCGAUGUACUUCUCAUGGUUGGGUCAUUUGACCACGGCUUUAUGGUUUCCUGCCCUGCUUGGACUGCUCAUGUAUUUCGUUGGUUUUGCUUACAAAACAAAACCGGAUGUAAAGCAGAACACAUCCCAGCUCUUCUACGACAUCUGCUUCGUUUGUUUUGCCUUCUUUAAUUGCGUUUGGUCGACUGCAUAUUUGGAAUCAUGGAAGAGAAAACAGGCAGAAUUAGCGUUCAGAUGGGGAACGUACGACAACAAUUGCGAUUCCUACCUCCAAGAUCCACGACCACAGUUUCAGGGCGAAUAUUUUGCUCCGAAUCCUGUUUCGGGACGUGUCGAGCCGUAUUAUCCACCUUGGAAACAUGCCAUUGUUCGAUACGGAAUAACAUAUCCAUUAACGGCACUUUGUGUCGUUUUCAUGUUUGCCACCAUGCUUAUGGUCUUCCAAGUACAAGACGCAGCGGAUUUUUAUUUUGGUAAAAGUUCACUGCUUUUCUGGAUUUGCUACCUUCCAAUGGUCGUUUACGCGUUGAUGAUUGUGAUAAGUGACAAGUUAUAUCGUCAGCUAGCGCUGUUUCUCAACGAUUUUGAGAACUACCGCACAGAUGAUGAGUACGAAGACUUCUUGAUCAGUAAAAUUGUGAUUUUUCAAUUUGUAACCGCAUUCGGAUCAUUAUUUUACAUCGCUUUUUAUCUCAAAGAUAUGAAACGACUUCAGGAGACGUUAGCCACAUUGCUUAUUACUCGACAAAUAACGCAGAACGUUAUGGAAACGGUUGUUCCUUUUCUGGUAGAAAAGGUUAAACUCUCUCAGCUUACCUACAAAAUGACAAAGAGUAUGAGUAACACAAGCCUUCGUCGUCAUGUUGAAGAAGUUAGAAAAAAGAACAAUUUGAGUGGAAGUGAACUGAGGGCUCCACAACAAACACGACCGUAUUUUACGAUAGAACCUUCUUCGAGCCAAGGAAUUAGAAAGAGGUUUUCCCAGCGAAGGCUGGCCGGAAGAGAAAAUGAGCUGCAUCUUCUGGAGAACCUGAAUCAAACAUUCGCCGGUGACGAAGCUCAACGCUCUGCAAGAUUACCGCUACCAGAAUUCAAGCCAUCUGGAUCAGGAGCACCGGAGUUGACACAGGCCGAGCUGGAAAGUCUGAUGGCUGUCUACGACCGCCCACUCGACGACUAUCUCGAAAUGUUUAUUCAAUUCGGCUACGUGCUCCUCUUCUCUCCCGCAUUUCCCCUGGCUGCCCUAUGCGCUGUUGUGAACAACGUGGUUGAGAUAAGGGUGGACGCGUUCAAAUUGUGCAACACAGUUCAACGUCCAUUCGGAAGGCAAGUCAAGGAUGUCGGAGCAUGGCAAAAAGCAAUGGAAUUGCUGGGAAUGGUCGGUGUCAUGGUGAAUUGUGCUCUGAUUGGUCAGUCAGGGUUGGUGCAAAGGAUAUAUCCGGAUUUGAGUUGGGGAGGACAGGUUCUGAUCGUUGUCGUACUGGAGCAUAUUAUUCUUGCGUCGAAAAUCUUCAUCGACCUCGCAGUACCUGACGUACCGCAUUGGAUACGAAUAGAGACUGCAAAACAAGAGCAUUUCCGCAGAGAGGCUUUUAAGCGAGAAUCGCGGAUGAUCUCCUCUUCCAAAAUGGGUGAGGGUGACUCAUCCGCUACUGUGGAUCUGCCAAGACCCCAGAACCUCGCAGAAAAUCGACUUCAAAGACGUAGUGUCACACCGGUAGCAAGAAUGAGCCAAUUUAAACGGGAUAAAGACAGUAAUUGUAUUGACGACAAUUAUUGA
Necator americanus (New World hookworm) is the source of this 2619-nucleotide messenger RNA. RefSeq lists its product as uncharacterized. The record is from RefSeq and is a predicted model, not a curated record. The coding region runs from base 1 to 2619 and encodes 872 amino acids. Lineage: Eukaryota; Metazoa; Nematoda; Chromadorea; Rhabditida; Ancylostomatidae. The transcript has 24 exons.